Molecule: messenger RNA, 1337 nt
Organism: Hermetia illucens (black soldier fly)
Lineage: Eukaryota; Metazoa; Arthropoda; Insecta; Diptera; Stratiomyidae
Product: odorant receptor 33a-like
Exons: 3
Coding region: 46-1185 (379 amino acids)
Biological process (GO): sensory perception of smell; detection of chemical stimulus involved in sensory perception of smell
Cellular component (GO): plasma membrane
Molecular function (GO): olfactory receptor activity; odorant binding
Source: RefSeq, a predicted model, not a curated record
AUUCGUCAUAGAUACGUUCUAAAAGUCCUGAAUAUAGAAAAUUAAAUGGCGACCGGACCAGUGGACAGCACAAUCGCUUUUCAGAAUUUUCACAUGAUAUGGAGAGUUGCGGGCCGGAAUCCUCCUCAGAAUCAUCCUGGAUUAUACUUGGCAUAUUCUGUAGUCUUGAAUAUGAUAGUCACCAUCUGCAUUCCGGUUCUAGUUCUUGCUGAAGUCCUUCGUUUUCAAGAUACCGAGGCUCUUAUGCAGGACAUGGUAUUCUAUGUGGAGAUCCUGGUGACCUCUUUGAAAUUUUUCACUUUGUGGUAUUAUACGGAUAAGUUUGAGAUUGCAAAUGGUCUCCUAUUGAUCUUGGACAAAAACACCAAAUCCGACUGGGAGCGAGCUGUAGUUCGGCAAAUCAUAGCCAAAGCGAAUCGAAUAUUCACCACGUAUUUUUGGAUAACGAGCGUUGUUUUAUUGUGGAGUAUUUUUGGGGCUCUUUUCGCCAAAGAAAGACAACUGCUUUGUGCAAUAUGGUUACCAUUUGACUGGAGGUUAUCCAGAGGCUGGUUCUGGUUAGCAUUUACUUAUGAAACCUUGGGGUUGUACCUAUUAAUUUGUAUAUCGGUCCCAAAUGAUUGCUACGCGCCAAUGUAUCUUAUGAUUUUGAAUGGACAUUUUCAGAAUCUAGUGAGCCGAAUUGAAUCCAUUGGUAAUAAGAACCAGACUGGAGAUCAGGCCAAAAAAGAGUUGAUUGAAUGCAUAAGGCUGCAUGAAAUUAUUACAGAGAUAUCCAACAUUAUAGCCCCGGCCAUUUCAAAAACGCUAUUCCUUCAAUUUCUAAUCGCAGCCCUGGCUCUGGGAAUAUCCGUAGUCAACAUUGUCUAUUUUAUAGAUGAUCUAUUUAAGGCGGGGAAGUUCCUAACCCUCGUAUUCGUGAUUUUUCUGCACAUGUUUCCUUGCUGCUACUACGGCAACAAAUACUCGGAAAAUAAUGGAAAGAUCCUGAAUGCACUGUAUUCAUGCCACUGGAUCAACCAGGAUGAAAAAUUCAAAAAGACCCUUAUCAUUUUCAUGGAAUUUAACCACGCGACCAGAUAUUUUUGGGCUGGCAAAAUUAUCCCAAUCAAUUUGGCAACAUUUGUGUCGAUUACAAAAUUUGCUUAUACACUUGUGACUUUUCUGAACAAUAUGAAAAAUUGAAACGGAGAAUUUCGGACAUGGACCACAAAUGAACCAUAAAUUAAACGCAAAUCACCAAGUUUCAAGGAUAUCAGAUACUAGUUCACUGUUAAUUGUUAUGCGAUAUUAGAAUAUUUCACAAAUUUUCUUGUUGUCAGUCUCUAUGUACGAGA